GCGUAUUCUGACAUCAUGUCCACUUUCAAGAGUGUCCACCUCGCUAGUCGACCAAAGAACCACAUCGAGCCGGACACGUUCACCAUCAAAGAGCAUCCAGUCCCUAACGCCGCGAACCUCAAGGAUGGCGAGGUCAUCUUCUCCUCCAAUUAUCUCAGUCUCGACCCGGCAAUGCGAGGCUGGCUCAACGACACCCGCUCGUACAUCCCACCCGUCAAGAUCGGAGCCGUCAUGAGAGGUAAUGGUGUUGGCAAAAUCCUCGCGAGCAGAUCUUCCAAGUUCUACGAAGGAGAAACCGUCUCUGCAAUGUGCGGCUGGAGUGAAGUCGCCGUGCUGAAAGAGGACCAAGUUGAGAAGCUGAAUCUGCCAUCUAAUGCAACCAUGACCGAUUCUUUGGGAGCGUUGGGAAUGACUGGAUUGACUGCAUACUUUGGAAUCUUGGACGUCGGCAAUAUCAAGGCCGGCGACUUCGUAGUCGUGUCAGGUGCGGCAGGUGCCACUGGCAGCGUUGUUUGUCAAAUCGCCAAGCUGAAAGGCUGCACCGUCCUUGGAAUCGCGGGCUCAGACGACAAGUGCAAGUGGCUUGUUGACGAUCUUGGCUGCGAUAACGCUCUUAACUACAAGGACCCGAGCUUUGCCAAGAAUUUCCGCGCUGCCACGAAGAAGCAGUUGAUCGAUGUGUUCUUUGACAACGUCGGUGGCGAAGUCCUUGACCUUGCACUGUCGAGGGCGAAGGAGCACUCCCGAUUCGUCAUCUGUGGAGGGAUCUCACAGUACAACACCAAGGAAGCUCAAGGCCCGAAGAACUACCUCAUGAUCAUCUCGAUGAGAAUCCGUAUGGAAGGCUUCGUCGUCUUUGAUUACGAGAAGCAGUACCCGCAUGCGCAGAAAGAACUGGCACAGUGGCUGGCAGAUGGGAAGAUCAAGAGGCAGGAGACCAUCAUCAAGGGUGGUAUUGAAAAGAUGCCAGAAGCUUUGGGCUCCUUGUUCGAAGGAAGGAAUACAGGUAAAAUGAUGGUCGAAGUCAAGGCACCGGCUUCAGGGGCACAGUCGAAGCUGUAA
Messenger RNA from Zymoseptoria tritici IPO323, 1062 nucleotides. RefSeq lists its product as uncharacterized. Gene Ontology annotation, molecular function: oxidoreductase activity, acting on the CH-CH group of donors, NAD or NADP as acceptor. The record is from RefSeq and is a predicted model, not a curated record. The transcript has 4 exons. NCBI's taxonomy places the organism in Eukaryota, Fungi, Ascomycota, Dothideomycetes, Mycosphaerellales, Mycosphaerellaceae. Bases 16 to 1062 code for a protein of 348 amino acids.